AUAAAAAUCCCUCUGAAAUCAACAAUUUGUGUGCAGAAUUAAUCAACAAGUUGUUUUCAAACGGGGCAAACCAGUAAGUGAUAGGUUACAAAGGACUUCACCAGUAAAGUUAACUGCUUAUGCAGUUCAUCCUACAAAAACUCAGGGAUACAUUAUUACUUAAAGUGAAACCCAGUCAUACUGACAGUCAUGGACUUUUGAAGGUUUUUUUGGAGUUCAAGGUCCUCUUGAAGUUUUCGCAGAACAGUUAAGCAAAGACACGGAGAAGAUUGAUAAAUUCGCUCUACAUUUAAGUGGUCAAAUAUUCAACAAGUGGUAAACUGCAGGGCUACCUUUCAGAAAAAGAAAGCAUUGGCCACACCAUUGCCUUAUUACCUCUGCAGAGCUCCAGAUAACUUGUCUGCUAGGAUGAACUUCGCCUCCUCAUUUCCAUCCUCACGCGGAUGUCUCAACUUGUAAUCAUUAAACCAUCCCUGUAAUGGAAGGCUGACUGUAUGGUCUGGAUAUCGUUCAGAGCUGCUUUAGGAAACCAGAAGUCGCUGAAAAUGUCAAGCAGGUAUCACAAAGCAGCAGCUGAUGGCAAUUUGGAUGUCUUGAAAGAAGCCACAAGGAAAGACCUCAAUGCUUCAGAUGAAGAUGGGAUGACGCCUACCCUUCUGGCAGCGUACCACGGAUACCUAGAAGCUCUGGAAGUCAUAUGCCGGAGGGGAGGUGAUCCGGACAAAUGUGACAUCUGGGGGAAUACGCCUCUCCACCAUGCUGCUUGCAAUGGUCACAUCCAUUGUGUUUCUUUUUUGAUCAACUUUGGUGCCAAUAUCUUUGCUCUGGACAAUGACCUCCGCACUCCCCUGGAGGCGGCUGCCAGCAGAGACCGCAAUGAAUGCAUCCAAAUCCUGGACAAAGCUGCCACCGAGCAGAACAUGCUGAACCCAAAGAAGGUCUCCAAACUCAAAGCACAGGCCCAGAGGAAUGUGGAGAAACAAAUCAAGGAAUGCGAGAAGCGCCAAGAGAAACACCAGUAUGAAAUGAACCGGAAUUAUAUGAAAGAACAGGUUGGCACAGUAAAUUCUUCCAGAGGGACCCACUCCAGAGUAAAGUUGCCUAGUCUCUUCACUUCAAAUACAACAAAUUCUUUCUCCAAAAGUUUAAAAGACACCUUCAGACUGAAGGCUAAAAGGACAGCUGACAGUACGAGAAGCCAGGAAACACAGAGCAGUGACCAAGAUACAGGUAGGAAAACUGUGAUGCAUUUGUUUGAUGAGAAAGAGGAGGAUGAGUUACUGAAUGACCUUGGAGAGAUAAACCUUUCUGGAAAUGACAGCCAAGUCUCCAUUUUCAAGCGGCCAGGUCUUGGCAACAUCGUUUUUGGAAGGAAUUUGGCUGCAGAUGUAAAUCCUGGAAAUGUGUCUUCUGAGAAAGAAAGCAUAAACUUUAAGAUCUCCAGUGAGCUCUUUCAGUAUGAAAAUGCUGAGAAUGGCAGAGAAGAUGAUGCUGAAAAUGGUGUUGCUAGCCCAUGGCAUGAGGAAGAAGUCAUUUGGGAUGAUGAGGAAGUAGAGAACAUGCCCCUGGAGGUAUUCCUGGCAUCACAGAUGCUGGAUGAGUUUCUUCCAAUCUUCAUGAGGGAAAAAAUUGAUUUAGAUGCACUGAUGCUAUGUUCUGAUGAAGAUCUACAGAGCAUUCAGAUGGAGCUCGGACCUAGAAAGAAAGUCCUGAAUGCAGUGAAUAAAAGAAAAGAAGCCCUCAAGAACCCUGGAAAGACUAGAGAUACUUGCUUAUAAAAUACCAUGCCUCUUACUGCAACCUGCACACUGAUUGAUUACAGUUUCCUGUUUCCAAAGAGCAUGCAAUUCUUUUCAGACAUCUGCCAAAGCAAAAGGCAGAGGUGUUACCAAUUGCCUUAGAAAGUACAGAAGGAAAAAGAUUUUUCUCUUUGGAUAGAUGGCUGUGGCAUACAGGAUAUUAAUUCGAGCAGAUUCUGCCCUAAAGAAAGAUUGUGAAGGUAAAAAAAAAAAAGCUCUCAAUUUAAAGCUUUUUCUCCCUGAACUGUUUAUGGAGAUGGAUUUCUUUUGGUUUGAAUAACUUCAGCUAUUAGUGAAGGCCAGCCACAUUACACUCCUUAAUAAAACCCUUCCUUUCUUCUCCAAAGCCACAAUGCAAAGAGCAUCUCCAGAGCCUGAGAGCUUUGAGUUUUCUCCCUUAAUUUCUGUUUAAUUGCUACAAACCAACGUUUCUGGUACUGAUACGAUAGAAAUAGCAUCUGAAUCUUGAUUUCAGCUAUGUCUGAUUGAUUAGAAUAGCCUCUGAAUGAAUGGAAAUAAGACUAACUUACAGCAAAUCUUGUGUUCUUGACACUAAAGUGUGUUGCUGUUGUAUUGAAAUUAAUUUAAAAAUACACAAAGUACCUUGCCAAGAGAUGUUAAGUGUAAGUUGUAUAUUCUUUUCUCGUCUCAUUAACCUGGAUGCAGUUGCCAGUGCCCACCCAUCCCUACGGCUGCAGCAUUGUCUGGGGGGUUGGUGUGAACUCAAGGGCAGGACCUGGCCCAUCGAUCCAGCCUAUCCAGGUCCCUCUGCAGAACCCUCUUGCCCACAACCAGAUCAAUACUCCCGCGCAACUUGGGGUCAUCUGCAAACUCACUGCAGGUACCCUCGACCCCCUCCUCCAGAUCAUGGAUAAAGAUAUUAAACAGAAUUGGGCCAACACUGUGCCCUGCGGAUCACCACUUGUGACUUUAUUACUGCAUUCUUUCCUCCUUGGAUUCCAGCUUGAGUAGGUUGAUAUUUUUUUCUGGUAAACAGUCACAUCACAGUCCUGUUCUGUAUAACCUUAAAUGAUUGCACAGUAAUUAAAUCAGAGGGCGUCCUCCCAGACUGUGCUAUGAACCUGCUGCCUUUUUUUCAC
This is a messenger RNA of Cuculus canorus (common cuckoo), 2899 nucleotides long. It is a transcript of the gene ANKS4B, whose product is annotated as ankyrin repeat and sterile alpha motif domain containing 4B. Gene Ontology annotation, molecular function: protein binding. The record is from RefSeq and is a predicted model, not a curated record. Bases 495 to 1778 code for a protein of 427 amino acids. NCBI's taxonomy places the organism in Eukaryota, Metazoa, Chordata, Aves, Cuculiformes, Cuculidae. The transcript is spliced from 2 exons. Gene Ontology annotation, biological process: brush border assembly.